GUUGUUUCGAACACGAGCAGACGUGCUCGCGCACUUCUGCGAAAAAAUAUCUUAAUAAAUGUGCAGGAAAUUCGGUUUAGAUUACGGUCCAACGAGUGCGGCACAUUUUUCACAACGCAUCCGCACUAUUUUCAAGCCCGGAUGCCUUGCAGAGAUGGUGAAAUAUUGUGAUUAAAAUUCUCCCCGUCUGAGAUGUCUCAAACAUGAAUGAAGGUAAUUCAGCAGGAGGGGGGCAUGAAGGGCUCAGCCCGGCCCCUCCUGCUGUGCCUGACCGCGUAACUCCACAUUUAACGGAAAAACUAGUUGCGACAACCAAAACCACGACCACGACAGGGCCAUCAGGUACAGGAUCGGCAGCAGGAGCAGCCUUGCCGGCCACCCGCCAUCACCACCAUCACCUUGCCAGCCAAGCAAAAGGAAUCGCCAGCAGUAGCAAACAGAAACAGCUGCCCAGUGCGCAGCUGCCUGUGCCGCUGUCGCCCUUGCCGCAACAACAACAACAGCAAACGACAGAGGCAACGGCAGCAGCAGCAGCACCCGCCCACUCAGCUUACUCCAAUCCAUCCGCCUCAUCUAAUACCACCGCCACGAUAGAAGCCUCUGUUUCGCCGCCGCAGGCCAAGCGUCAGCGUUUGGACAACAACGAGGAUAGGACGAGCACCAGCAGCAUUGUUGGGACCGCUGGGAGCACCAACAUUGUUGGCUCCCUGCUCCCUGCAUCUGUGGCCUCCACCAGCGAGCUCGGCGGGCUUUCAUCCACGGCCCUACAGGACCUGAAUGCCCUGAAAAAGCGCAUACUCCAGCAAAAGUUGCAGAUCUUGCGUAAUCUUAAGGAAAGGCAUCUUGAAAAUGUGUCGGAAUACUUUUACCUACAAAACGGCGGCAGUAUGAUGGACUACCCUGCGUGGCGCAAGAAGACACCAACCCCGCAGUUCAUCAGCUAUAGCAAUGCGAAUCGUAUAGAUCAGCUGAUACACGAGGAUAAGCCGAGCACAUCAGCAGCAGCAGCUGCGGCUCAAAAUCAGUCUCAGAAAUUAACUACCCAGCAAACAGCCACAUUAGAAGUGUCAGUGGACAGCGGGAACACUACAGGAACAAUUGCAGCAGCACCAUUGGAUGGCAACAUUAGCAAUACCACAGUGAAAACGAAUACGCAAUCUCAAGCGCCAAGCAAGAUUGGCAGCCACACAACCUCAAGUCCAGCAGCAACAGCAAGUAGCACAGUAACAGGAACUGCUGCAACUGCAACCCUCACCACCACAACUGGGAGUUCGGUCGAAGCAAGUGGUAAUGUCCUGCCACGAGAAGCGGAAAUCAAAAUCCCUGCUGUUGGAGCCACCCCGGUGGCUAUUUCAACAAAACUUCCUGCCGCCGUUGUCCAGCUAACGCAACAAGGUCACAUACCCGGUAGACCUUUAGGAGGUCGUCACGGUAUGGUCUUCGGUCAAAUACCCGCUCCUCCUGCUGCCGUAGGAAACCCUUCUGUACCUUUGGUGCCAGGUGGCACCCCGCUGUUACCCUGCAGUGCAUCAGUGGGAUCGACGGCGCUGCGGCGACCGCAGGGUCAGAGCAAUGCCGCCAGCGGAACCUCCGUGGCUGCUGGAGGAGGAGGAAGCGGCACACCGACGCCGCUAUAUACGGGAAAUGGCCCGGCAGCGUUGGGCGGCAGUGGGGCCCUCACGCCCGGAACUCCAACAUCCGGCAGUCUGCUUAGCCCUGCGAUGGCCGGUGGCUCUGGCACGCCCACUAGUGCGGCGCAAGAGUUCUCGGUGAAGGCGAAGCAGGAGGUGUACGUGAUGCAGCGUAUAUCGGAACUACAGCGAGAGGGAUUAUGGACUGAGCGGCGACUGCCCAAGCUGCAGGAACCCAGCCGCCCCAAAGCUCACUGGGACUAUCUCUUGGAGGAGAUGGUCUGGCUGGCGGCCGACUUUGCACAGGAGCGAAAGUGGAAGAAGAACGCGGCGAAAAAAUGCGCCAAGAUGGUGCAAAAGUAUUUCCAGGACAAGGCGACAGCCGCCCAGCGAGCGGAGAAGGCUCAGGAACUGCAUCUAAAGCGAGUGGCAUCCUUCAUUGCGCGCGAAGUGAAAAGCUUCUGGUCAAAUGUGGAGAAGCUGGUUGAAUACAAGCACCAGACAAAGAUCGAAGAGAAACGCAAACAGGCUUUGGACCAGCAUCUGAGCUUCAUUGUAGACCAGACGGAGAAGUUUUCGCAGCAGCUCGCCGAGGGAAUGAACAAGAGUGUGGCGGAAACGCCCAGUCUCAAUUCCAGCCGUCUAACAUCGCCCAAACGGGAGUCCGAUGACGAUUUCCGCCCUGAAUCUGGCUCUGAAGACGACGAGCAGACCAUCGCCAAGGCCGAGGAGGAAGAUGCGGAUGUUAAAGAAGAGGUUACUGCGCUGGCCAAGGAGUCAGAGAUGGACUUUGAUGACUUCCUUAAUGAUCUGCCACCUGGCUAUCUGGAGAAUCGUGAUAAGCUUAUGGAGGAGGAGCAAAGUUCGGCUGUAAAAGCCGAAACUCCGGAAGAUAGCGAUGAUAGCGAGUUUGAGGCAAAGGAAGAGAGUGAAGACGAUGAGAAUACCAUCAGCAAACAGGAAGAGGCCGAACAGGAAAUUGACCACAAGAAGGAGAUCGAUCAACUAGAGGCGGACAAUGAUCUCUCAGUGGAACAGUUGCUGGCGAAAUACAAGUCGGGCACAGCCAGUGACCAGCCGCCAAGUCCAAAGCGACGAAAGCUGGCGCCUCGUGGACCUGAGCUGGACUCGGAUGAUGAUUCGACGGCUGUUGAUGAUUCUACCGAAGAAAGUGAAGAGGAGGCCACCGAUGAUGAAGACAUGUCAACUAUUAAAACUGAUUCGGAUGUGGAGGAGCAGGACGAACAGGAGGACGGCCUUAAAAGUCUAAUGACGGAUGCCGACGCGCCUGGUGGAGCUGCUGGUAGCGGAAGCAACACAGGAACCAGUACCAACAAGGACGACAUGCUUAACGAUGCCGCCGCCCUGGCCGAGAGUCUUCAGCCCAAGGGAAACACCUUGUCCUCGACCAAUGUUGUUACCCCAGUGCCAUUCCUGCUGAAGCACUCCCUGCGUGAAUACCAGCACAUCGGACUCGAUUGGUUGGUUACAAUGAAUGAGCGCAAGUUAAACGGCAUCCUGGCCGACGAGAUGGGUCUGGGCAAGACCAUCCAAACUAUAGCUCUGUUGGCCCAUCUCGCCUGCGCUAAGGGCAACUGGGGACCUCAUCUUAUUGUGGUGCCUUCAUCUGUGAUGCUCAACUGGGAAAUGGAGUUCAAGAAGUGGUGUCCCGGCUUCAAGAUACUCACCUACUAUGGAUCCCAAAAGGAGCGCAAGCUUAAGCGCGUGGGCUGGACUAAGCCAAAUGCUUUCCAUGUUUGCAUCACGUCUUACAAGCUGGUAGUGCAAGAUCAGCAAAGCUUCCGCCGCAAGAAGUGGAAAUAUCUGAUCUUGGAUGAAGCGCAAAACAUUAAGAACUUCAAAUCGCAGCGUUGGCAACUGCUACUUAAUUUUUCCACCGAGAGACGUCUGUUGUUGACUGGAACCCCACUUCAGAACGACCUGAUGGAAUUGUGGUCCUUGAUGCAUUUCCUCAUGCCGUAUGUCUUCUCAUCACAUCGGGAGUUCAAGGAAUGGUUCUCCAAUCCAAUGACAGGCAUGAUUGAGGGCAACAUGGAGUACAACGAGACAUUGAUUACGCGUUUGCACAAGGUGAUUCGUCCGUUCCUACUUCGACGCCUUAAAAAGGAGGUGGAAAAACAAAUGCCAAAGAAGUAUGAGCACGUGGUCAUGUGCCGCCUGUCGAAUCGCCAGCGUUUUCUCUACGACGAUUUCAUGAGUCGCGCCAAUACUCGGGAAACCUUGCAAACCGGAAACUUGCUGAGCGUGAUCAACGUUUUGAUGCAGCUGCGUAAGGUGUGCAAUCACCCGAAUAUGUUCGAGGUGCGUCCUACCAUCUCACCAUUUCAAAUGGAGGGCAUCACAUUCCACACUCCGCGUCUCGUCUGCGACAUAAUGGAGUAUGAUCCGUUUACGCAAAUUAAUCUAGAGACGGUGAACCUUUUGCUGAUGCAUCUGGAGCAAACGAUGACCGCCUACGUCUCGCACAAAUCCCGCCUGCUCGCCCCGCCUCGCAAGCUUAUCGAGGAAAUCGAUACAGCUCCGCAGCCGGCUCCACGUUGUCCGAAUGGCAAAUACCGCUUUCACAUUCGAGUACGCAGUGCGGAGCUGGCGCAGCGCAUUAAGUUGAAUGCCGUAAGAAUAGGAGCCAGUCCUGCCAUGCGAAUGGAGGGCUCGAAGGUUGUGCCAAUGCGCAGUUUAGUACCAAGCGGAAGGGUUCUGAAACGAGUCAGCGGCUCCAUUAACCCUGUGAACAUGGCUUUGAAACCAGUGGUGAUUAAUAGUGUGGUGACCACAGCGUCAUCGACCGCGGCAUCCUCGCCUACUGGGGCAUUGAGUGUACUCAGCAAUUCCAAAAUGCUCGGGGCACGCUCGCAAAUUAAUGCACCAACGCCCGCCAAAGUGGCAAAAACGAUGCAGGACGGCAAGCCAUUUUUCUACCUCACUCCGGCAACGAAUUCGGGAGCAGCUGGAGCGCGUCUGACACUGACCAGCAAAACCACAGCUAUGGCGGCCACGACGAGUUCCGGAACAACAGCAACCGCAUCACCAACGGCUACCCAGCAACUGAUCAGAGAUCCCAUCGUAAAGGAUCUGGCAACGCAUGUUAAGACCACGGCUCAUAAGCAAAGUAUUGCUAACGGAAAAACCGAGCCCGAGGAAGAAACUGAAACCGAGGAUCCCUACAAGGUGCAGGAGCUGAUUCAGAUGCGCAAGGAACAGCGAUUGGCCUCUCUCAAACGAAUGGCCAUGAUAAAUCGUCGGCGUACCGAUGCCACUCCCAUAUACGGUGAGGAUUGCCGUGGAGCCAUUGAGCGUUGUAUGCAAGCGACGCGAUCGCUUAAGCGAUCCACAUGGCAGACUCGUGGCUAUGCCAAUUGCUGCACGGCUAUGGUGCACAGGGAUGGCUGGUCUCUCAACCAUUUGCUGAAGAGCUUCGAGGAAAGAUGUGCGGAGCUAAGCCCGCUUUUUGCCAACUUUGUGAUCUAUGUUCCUUCCGUGUGUGCGCCACGGAUCCGUUGCUAUGUGCAGAAUCUCGCCUCGACAAAAUGGCAGUACGAACGUCAAAUCGAAGACACAGUGAGCCGGGCGCUUCUGCCUAAGUUGGCCCUGCUGCAUCCAAUUAUUUCGGCGAUGACUACGCAGUUCCCGGACCCCCGACUCAUUCAGUACGAUUGUGGCAAGCUGCAGACAAUGGAUCGUUUGCUGCGACAGCUGAAGGCUGAGGGUCAUCGCGUACUUAUCUUCACCCAGAUGACCAAGAUGUUGGAUGUUUUGGAGGCCUUCCUUAACUACCACGGCCACAUUUAUCUGCGAUUGGAUGGAUCCACGCGGGUGGAACAGCGGCAAAUCCUUAUGGAGCGCUUCAAUGGCGACAAAAGGAUCUUCUGCUUCAUUCUAUCCACGCGAUCUGGUGGAGUGGGCAUCAAUUUGACGGGUGCCGAUACUGUGAUCUUUUACGACUCCGACUGGAAUCCCACCAUGGAUGCGCAGGCCCAGGAUCGGUGCCAUCGAAUUGGCCAGACACGCGAUGUGCACAUAUACCGACUCGUCUCCGAAAGAUCCAUUGAGGUUAAUAUACUCAAAAAGGCAAAUCAAAAGCGAAUGCUCAGCGACAUGGCCAUCGAGGGUGGAAACUUCACUACCAGUUUCUUCAAGAGUUCCACAAUCAAGGAUCUUUUUACGAUGGACCAGACCGAGCAGGACGAUUCAAGUCAGGAAAAAACCGAAGGAAAUGAUAAGAUUGUGCCUACGACAACCACAACCCUUGUGGAGACAGAAACUACAGUUGUGGAAACCGAGAAGCAGUCAUUGCGCGCCUUCGAGCACGCGUUGGCCGCCGCCGAAGAUGAGCAGGAUGUGCAGGCCACUAAGACGGCCAAGGCCGAGGUGGCAGCAGAUCUGGCUGAGUUCGACGAGAACAUUCCCAUUGCAACGGAAGAUGCGAAUGGGGAAGGAGGCGCUCAAGUGGAACUCAGCAAGGCUGAUCUGGAAAUGCAGAACUUGGUCAAACAGCUCUCGCCUAUCGAGCGUUAUGCCAUGCGCUUUGUGGAAGCCACUGGAGCAGCCUGGACAGCGGAGCAACUGCGUGCCGCGGAGGCUGAGCUGGAGGCGCAGAAGCGCGAGUGGGAGGCCAAUCGUCUGGCGGCAAUGCACAAGGAGGAGGAGCUGCUUAAACAGGAAACGGAAGCCGAGGAGAUGCUCACCUACAGUCGCAAGGAUUCGAGCAAUCAGGUCUGGAUUUCUCGCAACACCAUGGAACAGAUGCCGAUGUGGUGUCCCCCAACGCCGCCGCAGGAUAACGAUAAUGACAUAUAUAUCGACUACUCGCUGUCGUUCAUGUACGACUUGGAGCCGAUUGCGGAGAUGGAUCUGCCGCCAGUUUACGUGCGCAAGGAGCACAAGCGUUCGCGCACGGAUGCUGGUUACGAUGGCAGCAGAAGGCCCAACAAGAUGCGUCGGGAGGAUAACUACGUGCCGCCCAGAUCGCUCUUCGAUCGUCCAACUCCGCAGCUCGCUCGCUUGCGUCGCGAGUUGAAGGCUCAGCGCUUCCGCGGAAGCUUCAAGCCGAACUCACCGAUUCCAGGGCUGAAACCGCAAUUGCCGGCUAAGCCACUCACUGAACCGGAGGCCAUGGCCGAGUGGGGCGUCUUCGAGGACAUUGCCAUUCUGCACGUGCUAGUUAAUCUCCAGGGGCUGCCUUGCAGUCUGAUGCUUCUAUCGCCGGGCCAAACACCCAACUGGGAUCUUGUGUCCGAAAUGGUGAACUUCUGCUCGAAGACCUACCGCUCGGCGAGGCAGUGCCGCUGGAGAUACGAGACGCACAUUCAGCCGCGCGAGGAAGGCAAAGUGGUGGAGAGUCCCAAGAAGCAGAAGAAGAUCAAGCCCACCCUGCGCACCGAGUACCUGAAGAGUCCGCUGCGAUAUUUGCGCACCACCCAGAUGUAUGUGAGCGACAACAACGCCUCCUUUUACAAGACGAUGCGUUCCCGCUUCGACAGCAUCAAGACGGCUUAUCUAAAGAAGGCACCGCCUCCAAAACGCCAAUUCAGUGCUCCCAGCCUGAUGAAUCCCAAGCACAUGGAGGUGCUGCAGCAGUUCGGCAUCCAGAACUACGAUCAGCCGGUGCCGCCGCAAAACAUUGCGGCCAUGAAGGCGAACAAGAUUCGCGAGAAGCAGCGCGGACAGCAGAUGCCGCAGCCUCCAGUUGGCGUGGGAGUGGGCGUUCAGCAGGUGCAACCGCAAGCGCAGCAGCAACAACAGCCAGCUCCACUUCCGCCGCAGCAGCAACAGCAGCAGCCGCAACCACAACAAGUGGUCCAGCAGGUGCAACAGCAGCAGCAGCAGGUGGUGCAGCAACAACUGCCCACUGUUUCGACCGUUCAGCAAACCCUGCCGGUUCAACAGACGGUGGAGCUGGUGCAGCAGCAGCCCAGCACGACGACAACGGUGGCUGUGCCCGCCGCUGGUCAGUUGCAGCAGCUGCAGAUUCAACACUUGACCAGUUCCACGGUCUCUCCCGGUCAGCAGACAGCCAUCCUGCUCCACCAACCGCAGCAACAGUUGCGCACGCAUCCUGGCCAGGCGGGACAAACCACCACGCAGCAGUUGGUCAAGACGAUAGUGGGCACAUCCUCCAGCCUGACGGGCCAGUUGCAACAGUUGGCGCAACAGUCGGCCGCCGCUUCUGGUGGUCAGUCAAGUGUGAGUGUGGUCCUCACCACUCCGGUGCAGACCCUUCCGGCGGUGGUGCAGCCGCAGAUCGGCUCGGGUGCCCAGAUCGUGUCCAUCUCCUCGCAGACGCUGCCGGUUAACAGUUCCCCGCAGCUGGGCAGCAUUGUGCAGACGCAGUCGCUGCCGCAGGUGGUUUCCGUCAGCACCCUGCCCACCGUUGGCACUGUGCUGACCACCACCGCCAGCCAGCAGCAGCAACAGCAUCAGACCACAGCGGUGACCACUCUGAACACCGCCAUGCUGCGUGGCCAGCGGAUUGUAUCGACUGCGGCGGGAAAUACUCUUCAACAGCGAACCACUGCCGGCGGUCAGUCGAUUGUGUCCAUGCCUAAUUUGGGACAAGGCGUGAGUCCGGCACAGUUCCAGACGCAGCUCCGCCUAGCUGCCGUGCCCACAUCUCCAGCCACGCAGACCACUCAGCUAGUGACCACCAAGGGAAUCCCGGUGAGCGCCUUGCAGCAAGGUGGAAAGGCUACGGUGAUACCGGGUACUCAGCAACCAGGAGGAGCACAUAUCCAGCUCUACCGUCAGCGCAGCUUGAAGGUUUUGCAAACGACGACUCAGGCGGUACCAGCAGGUUCAGCUGGAGGCACUACAGCCAAUCUGGUGCAAGCAGGAGGCACCAUAAUCCAGGCUAGCAAUAUGGCCACGCACGUGACUAGCCAAAAGGUGGCGGUUUCUGGAAUGCCGGGUACCUCCACCACCGUGCAGGCGGGUAACGUUGUGAGUAGCGUGCAGAUGCACGGCCAGGCCAGGACGCAGUUCAUCAAGCAGAUGGCGGCCGGAAAACAGCAACUGCAGCGCCAAGUUGUGGCUGCCGAUGGAACAACCACCACAGCGGGAACAGGAGAUAUGUUGUUGGUUAAGCGGCACAAUAUUCUGGCCGCCCAGAAGGCGCAGCAAGCGUCUGGAGCACUCUUUACCACCACCACUGGCCAGCAGCAGCAGCAACAGCAGCAGGGUCAACUCCCGGUGGCCGGGCAGCCGCAGCAGGUGACCCAGCAGCAGAUCGCCUCCCUGGUGAAAGCUUCUACGGCGGCGGCAGCCAGCGGAAGUAGUGUCAAUGCUGGCGGAGUCACUGUAUCAGCCACUAAUCCCACUGUCCAGGCGGGAAGCGUGAAUAUGACCCUGCCCCAGCUGAAGCCAGGCAGCCAGAUCAAGGUGACCAUGCCCAACCAGAUGCGACAUCUGCAAAUGCAACAGCAGCUAACGAUGCCGCGAAAGAUCAGCCGGAUGACGCAGCUGGUCAGUGCCAGUGGUCAGCCAACGGCCACGAAUAUAGUGACGACCACUGGUCCCCAGCAGCAGCAACAGCAGCAGGGAGUCACUGUCUCCGGCGGCGGCACCUUGCCCACAGUUGCUGGCCAGCAGCAACAGCAGCAGCAUCAGCAGAAGGUGGGCGGUGGAAACAGUGUGCAGGCACAGUUGUUGCACAUUCAGAACACAAAGGCGCUGCCGAACUCGGUGACCGUGCAGCAGAUCCAGCAGGUGAUGCGCAGUGGUCAGCAGGGCACACUGGCCACCACCAAUCUGGUUUUGGGCAAGACGAGCGUCGGCCGGGUGAUUCCCGUGUCGGUGGCGUCGCAGGCCAACCAACGACAAACAAUUCAGGUUGUUUCAGCUGCUUCCGCUCAGGCUCUGGCUGCAGGAAACCUGCGAACCCAUGUCGCUGGUCCGAGCAUCGCCAGUGCCCUAAAGGUGGCCGCCUCCGGAGGAGCUGGCGGGCAGACUACGCAGCAGACCCUGAUUGCUGCACUGCAGCAUAACCAGCGACAGAACGCAAGUCCUGUGCGUUUGCAGACCACCCAGGGAGGCAAUCUCCUGGCAGUUGUGCAACAGCAACAGCAGCAGCAACACACGAGCAUUGCAGGACCCACAGCUGGACCAGCGGAGGUGAUGACCAUAACGCAGACCACCACCACAUUGCCAACGGUGGGUAGCCUGCAGCAGCAGCAACAACAGCAGCAGCAGCAGCAACAGCAACAGCAGCAGCAGCAGCAGCAGCAACAACAACAGCAGCAACAGGGCGGCAUUUCGCAGCCCACAACGCAACAGGUACGCAAGCUGGUGCAGAAAAAGAUCCUGAUACGCAGCGAGAAAGAAUAACGCUCGAGCAAAGCCGCCAGACUACGUCACCGGCGGAGCAUCUCGAGCAUCACCUCCACUGCCACCGCCACCGCCACCGCCACUGCCACCUACAACACACCAAUUCAGAUUCAGAAUCAGAUCCAAACCCCACCACAACCACCACAAAAUCAAGCACCACCAAAUCAGUCUCAGUCAACAGCCAAUCAAUCUGAUCCUUUCGAAUUUCAAGAUCGAACAAAUCUCAAUAGCUCAUCCCACGCCGAUCCUCAUGCAUUCAAUCAGUCAGUCAGUCAGUCAGUCAAUCAGUCAUUGCUAAAUUGAUCUCAAUUUCUGUCGAUUGGUUUUGCAGCCAUGAGCGAAUGGCGAUCGCAGCGAUACGAUCUAACCGCUUGCUCUGGACGGAGGAUGAUGAGCUGAUGCUGAAACGCUGAAGAUGCCCACGAUGAUGGCUUCGAUCAGCUCAAGGCGUGGCCGCCGUAUUACUAAUAUUACUGAUCCCUAGAUAUAAUCCUUUUAACUUAAGUGGAAACUUACUGUAAAAUAUUCAUAUUACCAUCUUAGUUUUAAUGAGGAGAAGAGAGCCUAGUUCGUAGGCCCACUGCUUUAAAUUCAAUUUGUAAAUCGUAGUUAACUAAGGUCUCGGCCCUUAAUUCCUGUAGUGCAGUAUGUACAUUCGUAAAUCUAAUUCAGAUCUACCAGAUACUACAUAAUAAUCCUAAUAUAUACUUAUACACAUAUAGUUUUUACCUACCAAUAAUUUAUGCUCUAGUUUACUGAACAAAUGCAAAUAAAGAAAAUAUGUAAAA
Molecule: messenger RNA, 10759 nt
Organism: Drosophila ficusphila
Lineage: Eukaryota; Metazoa; Arthropoda; Insecta; Diptera; Drosophilidae
Gene: dom
Product: helicase domino
Exons: 15
Coding region: 204-9971 (3255 amino acids)
Cellular component (GO): Swr1 complex
Molecular function (GO): histone binding; ATP-dependent chromatin remodeler activity; ATP hydrolysis activity
Source: RefSeq, a predicted model, not a curated record